AUGUCUACUCACUCCCUCAAGUACUUGGCCGGUGGUGAGGACGGCAAAAUCCGACUGAAGACGGCAGUCCGCAGCGUCAGCGGAGUUGAGGUGCUCGUCCGCAUCACCCACUCCGGCGUCUGCGGCACUGACGUCCAUGACCGAGGACACGGCUGCGGGCUUGGCCACGAAGGCAUCGGCUUUGUGCAGGAGGUCGGCCGAGACGUCACGGCAGUGCAGGUUGGCGAUCGGUCUUGCGGCCACUGUCGCGAAUGCGUGUCUGGCUUUCGGCAGUGCUGCCCGAAGGCUGUUGGGCAAGCGCACGGCGACCACGAGGGGUCGUUUAGCAACUUUGUCGUGCGGCACCAGGACUUUGUCUAUCCCAUCCCAGCCGAGAUCGAGUCUAGACAUGCCGGGCCGCUGAUCUGUGCUGGCAUCACCGUCUUCGAGGGGCUCCAGAUUGCCGAGACCAAGGCUGUCGAUCGCGUCGGCAUCAUCGGUCUGGGUGGCCUGGGCCACCUCGCCGUGCUCUACGCACGCGCCAUGGGCUGUCACGUGACCGUCUUUUCUGGCCGCGAGAGCAAGAAGGCCGAUGCGCUGAAGCUGGGCGCGACAGACUUUCGGAUCUGGCGGCCUGACAGCGCUGUGGAGCAGUACUCGGACGCCAAAAUUGACGUCAUGCUACUCUGUGGCAGCGGAAUGCCGGAUCUCGAGUGCAUCAUGCCGCUGCUCGGACGACGGGCUAGAAUCGUGCCGCUGGUGAUCCAGGACGAGCCCAUGGUCAUCCCAUACAUGCCGUUCAUCGUUGCCGGCCACCGUAUCAUCGGAAGCACGACUUCGCAGACAGAAAACUACGCCGCCGCGCUGAACUUGGCUGCACGCCACCGCAUCCAGCCGUGGGUCGAAGAGUUCCCCAUGACGGUGGAGGGCCUGACCACAGCGAUGGACAAGCUCCAGGAAGGCGUCGUGCUCUACCGGGCCGUACUCAGCAAGGAGCUUGGCAACGAGCUGGUGUAG
Molecule: messenger RNA, 996 nt
Organism: Grosmannia clavigera kw1407
Lineage: Eukaryota; Fungi; Ascomycota; Sordariomycetes; Ophiostomatales; Ophiostomataceae
Product: NADP-dependent alcohol dehydrogenase
Exons: 6
Coding region: 1-996 (331 amino acids)
Biological process (GO): alcohol metabolic process
Molecular function (GO): zinc ion binding; alcohol dehydrogenase (NADP+) activity
Source: RefSeq, a predicted model, not a curated record